UGUGACAGCAUAGACAGAACUUCACAGCAUGGCUUUGUCCAAGGCUUUCGAACUACAGAUCUGUACAAAAUCCUGGGCUUGCAGCCUAGUGCAACGCAAAAGGACAUCAAAGAAGCGUUUUACGCUCUCUCAAGAAUUCACCACCCAGAUAUUGCUGCUACGGCUGAAUCUGGUUCAAAGUAUCAGAAAAUUGUAAGCGCGUACGAAAUCCUUGGAGACCCAAAAAAAAGAAUAAAUUACGAUCGCGGGCUUUUUGUUCCUAAAACGGGUAGUCAACCCUCUUCCGAUUUCCCAUUGAAAAUUGACGUUGACACGUUUCGCAAAACUGAAAGUGGUUCUUUCGAAUCCAACUAUGUUCGAUCUUAUAACCGAAACCUGAGAAACACAUGGAUGCAGCGUGCCGACGAAACAAUUUCGAAGAGUGCCUUUGAAUAUCGACUCGAUCAAAGGAGAUUCGCCAUGGUUAUCUACGCUUCAGUCAUUGGACUUAUCGUGGGCAGCUUUGCAGUUGCCAAGUUCUACGAGGAACCGAUUCCUACCAUAUCUUCUGAUACUUAG
Messenger RNA from Hydatigera taeniaeformis, 558 nucleotides. The record is from the annotation of a GenBank genome assembly. NCBI's taxonomy places the organism in Eukaryota, Metazoa, Platyhelminthes, Cestoda, Cyclophyllidea, Taeniidae.